This is a messenger RNA of Humulus lupulus (European hop), 1303 nucleotides long. RefSeq lists its product as uncharacterized. Lineage: Eukaryota; Viridiplantae; Streptophyta; Magnoliopsida; Rosales; Cannabaceae. The transcript has 7 exons. The record is from RefSeq and is a predicted model, not a curated record. Bases 52 to 660 code for a protein of 202 amino acids.
GCAAGAUAUAAGGUUGACAAAGAAUGGCAAAAGUACUAUGUCUUUAGAACAAUGGCAGAUCUUUGGAGAGCUUCGAAAUCAAGAUUGGUUUCUAAACUUAGGAAGGCACCCAAUGAAGAAGCAAGAAUGAACCUGAAACCUGAUAACAUCAACUCAGAAAUUGAGUGGAAAAGUUAUGUUAGAGAAAAAAAUAGUGCUGAGUUUAAGGCCAAAAGUGAGAAAUUCAGAAAGAUACGGACAAAGAAAUUGCCUCACACGUGUAGCCGUAAAGGAUAUGCACGCUUGACUGAAGAAUUGGUUAAUAAUAGCGGAAGCAAAGAAGCACCUUCUAGAGUUGAUGUUUGGACUAAGGCACAUAUGAAGAAAAAUGGUCAACCUAUAAAUUCAGAAGUGGCUGAAGCUUUUGAUUUAGUGGAAGAAUAUAAAAAAAAUCUAACUAUUUCUUCAACUACAAGUGUUAAUGAUGACAUUCUAACAAAGGUGCUUGGUCCUGAAAAGAAUACAUAUUUGAGGGCUUUUGGAAGAGGAGUUACUCGGUCAAAGUUGGCAAUUGUUUCUGAACGAGAUGAUCACAUGAUUCAAAUAAAAGAUCAAUGUAAUGACUUGAAGGAUAAAAUGUCACACAUGGAGCAACUAAUUCAAUCUUUACUAAAAAAUUAGAAUGAACCUGUUCAAAGUGGGGAGCAAUCAAAUGCCCAUGUUCCAUCAUCUCCUGUGAGUGUAAGGGAUAACAUUUAUGGUCAAAAAUGGAAAAUAUUGGAUUGGACUGGAUCUGGAGAUAUUAUUGCAGAUGGACACUUCAGUUCAAGUGACCCACAAGAUGAGGUUCAUCAUGUUCCUCUUGGUUCAAAUGCCAUGAAAGUGGGAAUAGAUUUUGCAAGGAAACCCAAUGCAUUUCUUUGGAGGCCUACAUCUAACAUUUGCCAUAUGGAAGAUGCUAUUGGUAGUAUAAUUGCUUGGCCAACUGAAAAAGUGAGAAUGAACUGACCAAGAUCACAGAUAGAUGGAAACAAAUGGAAGGUCAUGGCACACUUUUUGAGCUCGCCAAUAGGCUUUCAAAUCUAGUGCAAAUAACAAAGCAUCAAAAUAUCUUUAUAUUUCGUUGUUCACUUUUAAAGUGAAACAUGAAAGUUUUUUCAAAUUUUAGUUAAACCUUUUAUCUAGAAGUUUAUUAUGAUGACUUUGAUUCUCUAAACUUUACUUUUUGAAAGAUGGUUCACUUAAGUGAAAUAUGUAUUUGGACCGAGUUACCUAAUAUGAUGAUAUUGACAUUUUUUAAGAUUUAAUGCUUUUUUUUUUAUCA